Messenger RNA from Effrenium voratum, 1101 nucleotides. The record is from the annotation of a GenBank genome assembly. Lineage: Eukaryota; Dinophyceae; Suessiales; Symbiodiniaceae.
AGACACUGUGGCUCAAGUGCCAGCAAGUAGAUCGGAACGCAGGCGCCCUUUUCGAGCUUGCGGGAGUUGGGCAAGGCGCCAUGCUCGGCACGAAGUCGGAGGACUGGCCCAGCAUGCAUCAGUCCCAGGAGAUGCAGGCUCUGCGGGACUAUGUGACAGCGGCGGAUGGGUAUCGCUAUGCCAACCAGGCCAGCACCACCUUGCGGCUGGACGUCACGCACUCCAACCUCAUCCAGAAGUACCACGACAUCGUCUUCGACAGCACCAUGACGGUGGGACGGGUGAAGGAGAAGCUGUACUUCCAUGGCGGCACCCCUGCAGCAGACCAGGAGCUGUACCUCCGUCGGGGCGGAGGUGACACGCUCUUCCUGUGGGAUGACAGAAAAACUCUGGGAGAGUGCGGGGUGAAGAAUGGCAUGGAGAUCCACAUCAAGGACACCAACCCCCACUCGAUCUCGGCCCACGGGGGGCUGGAGGAUGUGAGCCAGGUGGUGAAGUACGAGAUGGCCGAUGAGGAGUACGACAGGCUGGAAAACAGCGUGCGGGCGAUCAAGCGGCGAGAGGAAGAGAAGGCCGAGGCAGAGCGCGCUGCCCGGAGAGCUGCUGGUGAGGUCAUCGAAGAAGAGCCCGGGGAGACGGUGGAGGAGGUCAGUGCUAGAAUACCCUUGGACAGUCGGUGCGAGGUGGCGCCGGGGGGCCGCCGCGGAGCCGUGGCUUUCGUGGGCCUGGUGAAGGGCGCCAAGGGCGUUUGGAUCGGCGUGGCCCUAGAUGAGCCACAAGGCAACAACGACGGCGCCAAGGCGGGGGAGCGGUACUUCAGUUGCAAGGGCGACCGGUACGGCUGCUUUGCGCGCCCCGAGAACGUGGAAGUGGGAGACUUCCCCGAGCUCGAUCCCUUCGCAUCAGACGAGGAGUUCUGAAGGACCAAUUGGGAUUCCCAGCUGGGCCAGCAGUCUUGUCACGAAAGCUAGCUUUAGCUAGCUGAAGUUUCUCCUUGCGUAAGCAAGGUAAGGGGCUCAAAUGCCGAAAGAUUGAUUUUUUCAAUUAUUUGAGCCGAAAAGAUUGAAAAAUAUCAAUUAUUUAGACCCCCCCCCCCUCCCC